AUGGCAACACCAUCAGUUCAGGUUCGCCACAUUGAGGCUGACACCAUCGAUUGGCAGCCCUGUGCCAUUCCUCUGGCACGGCUGCUGAAGCUGGGAGCCCAUGACAAGCAAAGGGUGCCAGACGAGUUUGAACUAUCCAGUUUCAAUCCGAGGCCUUCGCUAGAUGGCGCACAUCUCGAGCCGAUUGCGAAGCGGCGUCAGCUGACCAAGCAGGCGGAGAGCGGCAGAUUCAUCGGCCUGUUUCAAUUGGCUUGCGUUGGACAGCCUAGGAAGAUGGAGCUUUCAAGCUUUUUGCGCUGGUGCAACCGGCCUGUGCCAAGUUGUAGUUCAGAGUUGUCGCUGCACUUCAGUCGCUUGGAGUUUCCUGCGUUGCUGAAUCAAGAUGUUUGUGCCAUGGACUCCUACAGGUUUGAGUUGAAGUACACGAAGCUGACGAAGCUCUUUCACGUCGUGUUGAUCCGUGUGACCAAGAGAGAAAAGCUCAAUGUGAAUCUCAAGGUGCGAGAGAAGUGGCGAUAUGCCCACAGCUACCGGCAGCCUGGACCCUUGCAGCUGCUGCCCGAGCACUCGCUGCUGAAUGUGUCAUGUCUAGCCGUCCUUGCAUGGGAGAUUGAGCAGGAGCUGAUGCAGGAGAGUGAUUUGUCAGGCUGCGGUGACCUACCUGCUCCGGAGUAUGAGAUUGAGAGUGGAACCAUGCGGUUGGUAAGAAGGCUCUAUUUGCAGCAGAGCGAUGCACGCAGCGAUUUCACAACAGCAAGCCAAGACGGCCGAAGGCAUAUGAUCAUGCUCUCGCCGUUACAGAAGUCGCGCUUGGGCUACCAGCCAAACCUGCCACAGGCCACUGUCACAAAGCGCUGCAUCCUGUACACAGUCCUCCAGUCCCCGAGAGCACUAUCGCUCACGCAGGUACUGCAAGGAUGGAAGCCUGGGGUGCACUGUACAUGCUCAUUCCUCAUGGGCAAUGCCCCACCAAUCUCCGCGCAGCAGCUCAAGCAGCUGCGCAGCAAAUAUGACAAGGAUGGCAAUGGCGACCUAUCCUGGGAGGAGUUUCAGGCCUUGGCGCUCGAGGUGGGGGAGCUGCAGGGUUUGAAGCAGCCUGUGAGCGAUGAGAAGUUGCUGAAGAUCUUCAAGGGCCUCGACAAAGACUCGAGUGGCUCUGUGAAUUUCCAGGAGUUUGAGGCCGCGCACGCUGCGCUUCAAGCGCAGCUCCAGGCAGCUGCCAAAGCCAAGGCCAAGGCCAAACCCAAAGCGAAGGGCAAGGCAAAACCGAAGCCGAAGGCAAAGGCAACCGCCGAAGCUGUCCAAGCAGAAGAGCCAAAAACUGAAGUGCAGGAUGGGCAGGCUUCCAUCUUCGAUUCCCUGCCGGGCUUUGGCUCAUUUGUGCCGGAUCUGGGAGUAUCCGCCUUGUUCGCAGAAGACACCCGCGUGCCAGUGGCCAAAGCCAUCCCGACGCCAAAGAAGACCAAACCGCCACCCUUGCCAGAGGCUGCGCCUCCUCCGCUUUCAUCGCAAGUCCCGUGGUCCAUGCAGCUCAAAUCUGCAGACCCUGACUGGUACGACCCGGAUGAUGCAGAGUAUUCUGGGUCGGACGACUUCCCUGAUAUCGGAGAAAUGCCCACAGCCUCCGCAGGCACGGCCCCCGCACCACCGAAAGCAGAUGCUGAGGCCAAGGCUGAAGCCAAACCUGUGCCAAAGCCAAAGGUGGGGCCGAAAGCAAAGGCAGAUGCCAAGGCCAAAGCAAAGCAAAAGGCGAAAGCCAAGCCUGGAGCGAAGCCAAAGGCCGUAGUGCCAGGAGCUCCCGCAGCAAAGGGCCGUGCAGAGGGCGUCUCGGCCGUGCAGGGUGUUACCGAGGAUGUUUUCUCAUCGCCUAUCCACCGGCGAGAGGCGGUGGCACAUCCGGCGGACAAGCGGGACCCAAGAACGAUCCGGGCUCUGCAGACACCAGGCGGCCUGGACCUCAUCGAGCAGGCUCCGGAAGUGCUUUCCGAGCCUGAGUCCCAAGAUUCGGUAGAUUCUAUUUCCGGCGAGGUGGCGCGCUCGUGGGAUCCCACCGCCAAGGAUGUACGGUACACUUACGCCAGGGACCGUGCCGUCGGCUUUUCGGAAUUCUGGAGACCUUUGAAAUGGUCCCGGGAGGAGUGGGAACGGCGCCUUACUGCGUCCGGGAACCUUCGAAAACGAGGAGUCGGCGUGAUGAAGCAUGGGAAGGCGGAGGCGGAUCGGCCGGUCGAGGCCAAGGUGGCCAAGGUCGAUGCGGAGCCUGACACAGAGCCGGAAGACUUGAUAGCACCAGAGAAGCCAAAGCCGCGAUCACAGUACCCAUUGGCGACUGAAGUCAAGCCCAGAUACAUCGACAAGCCGCUGGUGGGUCUCAAGGAUGCGGCGGCUGAGGGCGCGGUUAACUCUCUCCGCAAAACGUCCAAGAAGCCGGCAUUGCCAUCCUUUGGCAGUUUCGACGACGAGCUGCUCAACAGCAGCCCGGCUCCCCGUGACCCAGUGCGUCCUGGAGAGCCUUUGGUUCCGUUGGCCACAGCCAUACAGAUGCCUCACCUCGCGGCUUCACAGGAAUCGCAUAGGUCCAUCCCGCAAGUUCCGCAAGCAAAUGCGCCCAACUUCGGUUAUCCUGGCACAGCACAGCCGGUUGGAGGCAGCUGGCAGCCUCCAACGCCCGUGUAUUCCAGUGGCCUCUCUCCAAGAGGCGGUGGACGGCCUUUGAUGCAGGAGGUCCACGCUGCUGGUGCAGAGCAGCCGGCACCAGCACCAGCACAUCUUCUAGGUGCCGACUACGGCGACAAGCCUGGGCGAACGUGGCUGUGA
Symbiodinium natans is the source of this 2817-nucleotide messenger RNA. NCBI's taxonomy places the organism in Eukaryota, Dinophyceae, Suessiales, Symbiodiniaceae. The record is from the annotation of a GenBank genome assembly.